This is a messenger RNA of Aspergillus candidus, 913 nucleotides long. Its product is annotated as H/ACA ribonucleoprotein complex subunit GAR1/NAF1. NCBI's taxonomy places the organism in Eukaryota, Fungi, Ascomycota, Eurotiomycetes, Eurotiales, Aspergillaceae. Gene Ontology annotation, cellular component: box H/ACA snoRNP complex. Gene Ontology annotation, molecular function: box H/ACA snoRNA binding. The transcript is spliced from 6 exons. The record is from RefSeq and is a predicted model, not a curated record. Bases 99 to 731 code for a protein of 210 amino acids. Gene Ontology annotation, biological process: ribosome biogenesis; snoRNA guided rRNA pseudouridine synthesis.
CUUUACCGCUUCGAGCCUCCCACCAGCCCGAAGAAAACUUCUCCGUCCAUUCAGGCCGGUAUCUCAAUCCGCUCGAUCGCAUCAAUCAUAUCGCCAGCAUGUCUUUUCGCGGUCGUGGUGGCCCCAGAGGUGGCUCCGGCUUUCGUGGUGGUCGGGGAGGUUUCCAGCAGCAGUCGUUCGGUCCUCCUGCGCAGGUCCUAGAGAUGGGAUCGUUCAUGCACGCUUGUGAGGGCGAGAUGCUCUGCGAGUCGAUCAACCCCAAGAUUCCUUACUUCAACGCUCCGAUCUACCUCGAGAACAAAACCCCCAUUGGAAAGGUCGACGAGGUCCUCGGUCCCAUCAACCAGGUGUACUUCACCAUCAAGCCCCAGGAGGGAAUCGUCGCGACCUCGUUCAAGCCUGGCGACAAGGUCUACAUCGGUGGGGAUAAGCUCCUUCCUCUGGAGAAGUUCCUUCCCAAGCCUAAGCCUCCUCCGGGAUCCAAGGUCAGAAAGCCCGCAGCGGGUGGCCGUGGUGGACGGGGCGGCAGCUUUGGUGGCCGUGGAGGUGCUCCCCGAGGCCGUGGUGGUCCCCGUGGCGGCGGUGGUUUCUCCCGCGGUGGUGGUGGUGGUUUCUCCCGCGGCGGCGGUGGUGGCUUUGGCGGCCGUGGAGGUGGUGGUCGCGGCGGAGGCUUUGGCGGUGGCCGUGGUGGUGGUGGCCGUGGUGGUGGUUUCCGUGGUGGACGUUUCUAGACAGUGUCUAUCUUGUUUCGUCCUGUCUUAUUAUGGCGUUAUGGGAAAAUGGGAGCUCUUUCAGGAACCUUUUUGUCUCGAUAUUCUUGUGCAUCCUAAGAAAAAAACAGAAAGAAAACAUCAAGCCUGUCGAUACCCUCAGGCCAGUGGAUCAACAAAUACUAUUGGAUGUCACCUUUCAA